GGUUCUUCCACUCAAAUCCUUCCAAUUCGAAACACGAAAAAGUAACGUAUACGUAUUCUGUUCUUCUUGAAUAGCAGGCAGGGGUUUUUGGAGUUACAGUUGUGAAGUUUCAGUUUCAGACUUCACAGUUUGGUGUGCUCUGUGCAUAGAGAAAACCAACUGUUUCCAUGGCCACGAAAGCCUUCCUUCUCUAUCUCCUCUCUACUUUCUCAGUUGCUAUUCUCUCUGUGCUAUUCUUCACUCAUCAGAAUGAUCACAUCUCUUACCAAACCCGCCUUUCUUCCCUCAAUUCCAAUCUCUUGCACAUGGAAGCAACGGAGACAGUGUGGCCGGAUUUGGCGUUUAACUGGAGACUUGUGCUGGCCACAGUGAUUGGUUUUCUGGGAUCGGCGUGUGGAACUGUGGGAGGGGUAGGAGGGGGUGGUAUAUUUGUCCCUAUGCUUACCUUGAUUGUUGGCUUUGAUACAAAGUCGGCUGCUGCUAUUUCCAAAUGUAUGAUAAUGGGGGCUUCUGCAUCAUCAGUGUGGUACAACUUGAGAGUGCCCCAUCCUACUAAGGAAGUACCCAUAAUAGAUUAUGAUCUGGCACUUCUCUUUCAGCCCAUGCUCAUGCUUGGGAUCACACUUGGUGUGGCUCUCAGCGUGGUCUUCCCCUACUGGCUCAUCACUGUUCUCAUCAUUAUUCUCUUCUUGGGCACUUCAUCAAGGUCUGCUUACAAAGGGGUUGAGAUGUGGAAGGAAGAGACUAUGUUAAAGAGGGAAUUGGCAAACCAACAUGAAGCUCGAGUUGACUCUCGUGGCGAACUUCUAAUUGAUACAGAAUAUCAGCAAUUAAAUCCCAGAGAAGAAAAGUCAAUGAUGCAAACACUAUGUUUCAACCUCAGGUGGAAAAGGGUGAUGGUGCUAGUAAUUCUUUGGGGGGCUUUUCUACUUCUUCAAAUCAUCAAGAAUGAUUUAGCUACUUGCAGUACAUGGUAUUGGGUUCUCUUCUGCUUACAGUUUCCUAUAGCAUUUGGCGUUUUUGGAUAUGAAGCACUCAAGUUGUACAAAGAUCACAAGAAGAGAAUGGGCACAGGGAAUUUAGAAUCAAUUUGCGAGGCUUCAAUUGCAUGGACUCCAAUCCACAUAGCAUUUUGUGCACUCUGUGGUAUAUUGGGAGGCACUGUUGGGGGUCUGCUUGGAUCUGGUGGAGGAUUUAUUCUUGGCCCUCUCCUACUAGAAAUAGGUGUUAUCCCACAGGUUGCUAGUGCAACAGCUACAUUUGUGAUGAUGUUCUCAGCAUCCUUAUCGGUGGUGGAGUUCUACCUCCUCAAGCGGUUUCCUAUUCCAUAUGCUUUGUACCUUACAAGUGUUUCUAUCUUGGCUGGCUUUUGGGGACAGUUUCUUGUAAGGAAAAUAGUUACAUUUCUCAAGAGAGCAUCAAUCAUAGUAUUCGUCCUCUCAGGUGUCAUCUUUGCUAGUGCCAUCACAAUGGGUGUCACUGGCAUCACAUCGAGCCUCCAAAUGAUAGAAGAUGGCGAUUUUAUGGGUUUCUUGGACUUCUGUAGCAGUCAGUGAUCGCUGAUAGCAAUGCAGAAUAGAUGCCAUAAUUGGGACGGGAAAUUAAUUCACUGUAUAAAGAUCAUUAGGAGUUGUUGGCCAACACAUAGUUGUCCAACUCAAAUAACGACAUUGUGAAGCAAUAAAAGAAGUGUGUUAGGUCUUGGUUGCUUGUUAGCUACCGCUAACUCAUGAACCAAGCUAGUGUGCUGUGCUGUCUCUGGUUUAGGUUAAGAUUUGCUUGUUAGCUUCUGGCUAACACAUAAAAAUAAGUGCGAGUUUUCAUAGGUUGUGUUGCAUGUUAGCUACUGGCUAACACCAUCAUCUUCCUGCCUUUUGUAAUCUCAUCAUUCAAUGUAUUCAUCAUCUCAUUCUUGAGUGUCAAA
Rosa chinensis is the source of this 1924-nucleotide messenger RNA. Its product is annotated as sulfite exporter TauE/SafE family protein 4. Bases 168 to 1556 code for a protein of 462 amino acids. The transcript is spliced from 12 exons. The record is from RefSeq and is a predicted model, not a curated record. NCBI's taxonomy places the organism in Eukaryota, Viridiplantae, Streptophyta, Magnoliopsida, Rosales, Rosaceae. Gene Ontology annotation, biological process: protein ubiquitination. Gene Ontology annotation, cellular component: membrane; Cul4A-RING E3 ubiquitin ligase complex.